AAGUGAGACAUCGUGAAUAGUGCGGCCAUUUAGUGGACUUAUAGGGGACCGUUUAUUUGGAGCACAACUGAAGAGCAGGAGGCCGGAAAAGCUCGCUAACCAGCUCGGCUCUGAGAUGUGAAUGGCUGUACGACAUCUUCGCUUCUCGUCAGUUGUGCAGCCCCAAAUUCAAAGUCGCCCAUGCUGGUGGCUAUUGAAACUAGCGGCCUUCUCGGCCUGUUCGGCCUGCUCGCUUGGCCGGCUGCAUGGGCUGACGAAACUCCCAUUUCGAAGGAUAUAGCAAGAUCGUCUUCCUCUGACGACUGGGCCAAGGAUCUCCUCAAAUAUGAUUUUGAAAAUCGUAUAUGGGGCUCAUCAUUUUCAAAUGAAGAGAGUCUCACAAAAGCCAAAAAGAUUGAUGAUAGCUCACAUGCGACAGACAAAGCCAAGAUACGAAAAACCAGCAUGAAGAUUGAUGCGCAUGAGCAUGCGCUUACCAACAGGAUUGGAAACCAUGAUCAGAUACCAGUGGAAUAUUCCAAAAAAGUAAACGAUUACUUUCUAAAUACACAGUGGACGUACGGGACGGCGGUAGGACUAAGUACAGAGCAAGCAGGCCAACACGUCUUGAGACCAGUAAUCAACUUACGAAAUAUUGCUCCUAUUCCGGAUCCUGACUACGAAGCUGGCCUACUAUACGAAUCAGGCUACAAAGAACCUUCCCCAAACAAUUAUAUUUACCCCGUAAAGAGUAGGACGAAGAACACAACACUGCUCACCUGGGAGCCAGGCCCGUCCCAAGCCGAUAAAGACCAGGGCUCAAUCACUUACAUCGAUAAAAGGCCACUUACGGUUUCCAGUCAUCCAAACAAAUAUAAAGAACAUCAAGGACUUGGAAAAGACCACGAGACAAACCAGCUUAACGAUGACUACGAUGCACAAGAAAUAAGGAAUAUUUUGCCGCCAAAGAAACCGAAACCUUUUCUAAGUUUUGGCAAUCUGCAUCACAAGCAAAGAUUCCCGCAUGAAAAGUUUCGACCAGGUCCUCCGAAAACUAACCACAAAAAGAACGUGUGGCGACCAAAGCCCAAGAAGCCACUGAGGCCACCUUUCCAACCCGGGAAGAAACGCCACCCGCGUCCUCCAGCAAGACCACGCAAACCGUUUCACCCGACGCGUAAACACAUUCAGAAACAGCACGCAGACAGCUCCAACGUGGUUAUUCACUUCCACGAAACCAAGAAACCGCACCGGUACCACCGUCCUCCCGCGUACGGCGGCUGGGGUGCGCUGGGCCUGUCGACGCGCCUCACACCGAUGGCUGUGGUCUGCGGCGUGCUUCUGGCGGGAACUCUGGCCGUGCUGGGGUACCUCAUCUGGCUUACACCACCGACCAUCGUCACCUACAGUAAGCGGCAGCGCGAUGACGCCGGCGCCGACCUGCUGGCAGCGCCGUUUGAGCUCCGUCAGCUCAUCGAGCUGGCCGCUCAGCUCAGCCAGGCGCUGGCGGAGGCUGAGCUGGUGACGCUGAAGCUGAGCGCAGCUGGCGAGAGUCAGAGAGAGCGCUGGCGCAGCUGUCAGCCGCUGCAGCUGUGCCGUGCACUGGUCGAGGGCGACCUCCUCCACAACCAGCCCGUCUGGAGCAGGUAUAUCCGGGCCGCGCCCUGGCUGUGGUUGUUCGGUUUGGACGAUGCCACUGCAGCACGGCUACAGGAGCUGGCUCACCACCCUGAUUUCCGGUCGUGCCAGCCGUUCUUCGAGUCAUGCGACAGGUCUUAGACACGCAGAGCGGCGCGAGGAAAGAACAAAUGGUGGCGUUUGCUGAUCUUAGCAAGUGAUGUGGUUUUCUUCAGACACGUGUAAUCAAGAGAGUGGCAUCAAAAUAGCUCGACUAAGCAAGAUAGUCGCAGGCUACGCCCAGCGUUUAAUGAGAUGGUGACGAGAUGCCAUGCAACUAUGACAAUGCUGCAAGUAAGGGAAAGCGCUAGAUUAGGUGAUUGAAUCAGUCUACUUAGCAGCAGGGAAAGAUGUGCGGCAUACUGCGACGAACCAGUUUUGAUAAAAAGCAAUGAUGGCUUUAGUUCAGUGAGCGAAUGCUCGUGCAUAUGAAUGAAAAACAGUACAAAAUUUGUUUUUUAACGGACUAUAUCGACAGCUCGUGUCGGUACGUCAGUUCAUGUUAACUCUGGCGACCGUAAAGCGCAACUAUACCGUGACAGUUUAAAUGCUGUGCUUGAAUUGGCCGGAAACUGUGUCGUGGAGUGAUAAAUUAAAUACCUAAUGUUGCUAUGUGUGCACAACCCGAACCGGAUGCAGAAUGUGCGAGAAUAGGGGAACGCUUACCUCAGCCAUGCGUCCGUAUCAGAUCAUCUGAUCUAAUCUCGCCUCAAAGUUCGACGGCUUGACAGUUCACGUCUCAACAGCUGACACGACAAUACCUCGCUGGCUAGAUUACCUGGUAUUGUGGACCUGCAACAUCUUCGUUCCCCGCUCUGCGCACCCACAGUUUCCGAGGCAUGGCGACUUGAAGUUCAUUUUGAGGCAAUGGCUGUGCAUUCAGUGAGUAUCGCCGUAUAUAUUUUGUAUACGCUGUUUUUAAUCGGCUAUAGCUUUACAAAUAAUACGACACUCGACAGAGGUCUUGAACUUGAUUGCGCAAUUCCGAUUGUAUCGAAAUAAAAAUGGCAUGCAACGUUUAAAAGCUGCUAAUAAAUC
Messenger RNA from Amphibalanus amphitrite, 2694 nucleotides. RefSeq lists its product as uncharacterized. The transcript is spliced from 3 exons. The coding region runs from base 181 to 1758 and encodes 525 amino acids. The record is from RefSeq and is a predicted model, not a curated record. Lineage: Eukaryota; Metazoa; Arthropoda; Thecostraca; Balanomorpha; Balanidae.